This is a messenger RNA of Cladophialophora psammophila CBS 110553, 1017 nucleotides long. RefSeq lists its product as uncharacterized. The transcript has 2 exons. The coding region runs from base 1 to 1017 and encodes 338 amino acids. The record is from RefSeq and is a predicted model, not a curated record. NCBI's taxonomy places the organism in Eukaryota, Fungi, Ascomycota, Eurotiomycetes, Chaetothyriales, Herpotrichiellaceae.
AUGGCUGGUUCAGUCCCCGCCUGUCAAAGAGGAACAGGAUUUAGGUCGGCACCCACGGGAAAUUCCAGUGCCUUCUCGUCUUUGGUUGAUCGCAGCAUCCAGGCUUGGGCAACACUAAACUACGCCAACCUCGAAGUCGACAAAGCAUCGGCGACUGAGCGCCACGCUGAAAAAUUGCGCAGCUUAAAUUCGAUCGAUGAUCUUCUGCUUGGCCGCGAGUAUUGGUUCUUCCAGUCACGCGAGUCCUUCCUGCGGCAGGAGCGACUGAUGAAGUGGAGCUCAAGCCACUUAGAUCAAUAUGUUCUUUUUCCGAUUGACUACGGCUUUGUCAAUAACAAAGACUGCUUUUUCGUCAGCCACUACUGGCGUACGUCGGAUCACCCGGACCCGGACGGUGUGGACCUUCGAAUGUUCAUUCAAGACUUGAAGGACGCAGAAUGGUCGUAUAUCUGGGUAGACUGGACCUGUAUGCCACAAUACGACGACGGGGCUCGAACCAGACUUGAAGAGUACUACUUCAGAAGGAUGCUCACAUGCAUUCCAAUGCUCGUGCGCGACUGCGCAAUGGCAUGGCGUUAUCCAUCCUUUGAGCCCCGUGCUUGGAUUCUGUACGAAGUGGCAGAAUAUGUCCUCAAUCAUCGAGAAUACGUCAAAACGCCUGACAACAGCCUGUUUAUUCAGCAUAUCGUCGAAAUGUUGGCCUACAACGUCCGUCAGGUACUCGACAUCCACAAAUAUCGGUGCACGAAUAAAUCUGACAUGUUGUUAGUGACGGGCUGGCUAGAAAUACUCAAGAUCGUGUAUGGGAUCUUCCCUGAUGACGUCCAAACUAGACAGGAGGUUCUGGAUCAAAUCAAUCAGCCCUACACAGGGACAUAUGCCAACCCAUCCAUGGACCUCAAGAUUGAUAAGGUCAAGGGUGAGGUGCAUCAUAGGGGAAAGGUGUACUCGUUCACCCCAGUCUUUCACCUCGCCGUCCAUACCAGCCUUCCUCUCCUUCAAAACGGCGCUACAUGA